AUGCUGACAUCCGCGAGCGGUCCCAGCUGCGCGGCAGAAAGCAGCACUAGCCCAGCCGGUCGGGCGACCUCCAGCGCGGAACUCUACUACCUACACUAUCUCCGCUCUUGCGCUGCGUCCGCCAGUGGCGCGGCCAGCACGUCCAGCGCUGCUGGUGGAGCAUCGCCGGGCCCUCGCGCCGUGAACCUGAAUCAUCGGGGACCUGGGUACCUCGACAAGUUCUUCUUCGGAGCCUUCGUGGCUACGCGGUUCACGUCCGGGGUCAUGCUGCGGGGCCUCUUCCAAGCGCUGCGCCCGGAGGCGCUCGCCACAGUGAUGUUGACCGCAACCGGGCGCGCCAUCGCAGGCGGGAGCAUGCCCAUGAUGUCCUUGCUGGCCGUCGCUUCGGGAUCCCCAGUGCCAGUCAUGGCCGUCAGCGCCGUGCGAAUGGGAGGGGACCUGCGAGCAUGCAAUCCUGGCUUGGCCAACCCGCUCUACUACCACCCGGGCUGCGUGGAGGGCGGUUUGGGGCCCUACGACCAGGUGCAGGGCACAGGCGCGCUCUCGCCGGAGCAACAAAACGCCGCCCGAGGCCUGUGUGACCGCCCUGGCCAGCCCACGCGGGCAGAGUACGUCGCAGACCACGGCAGAGCCAAGCGCGCGAGGACCGAUCCCGACACUGCCCGCCAGGCCGCUUUGCUGGGCGUGCCCCUUCUGGAGAAAGACGACGGGGCGCUGGGCCCCGAGCCCGAGGGCCCUUCCAGCAGUAUGCCGCCCCAGCCUGCGAAUUUGGAGCGGUGGGAUUCAAUUGAUUACGCCGCCCUCGAGCAAGACGUCCCCACGAUUCUCCAGGCGCCGACGAACGUGAGCGCAGCUUUGGCCCAGCUCCGCGGACAC
Messenger RNA from Prorocentrum cordatum, 876 nucleotides. NCBI's taxonomy places the organism in Eukaryota, Dinophyceae, Prorocentrales, Prorocentraceae. The record is from the annotation of a GenBank genome assembly.